Molecule: messenger RNA, 327 nt
Organism: Closterium sp. Naga37s-1
Lineage: Eukaryota; Viridiplantae; Streptophyta; Zygnematophyceae; Desmidiales; Closteriaceae
Source: the annotation of a GenBank genome assembly
AUGGUGGUAGGUAGCCGAACUGUGUGUGCCGUGUGGGCGAGCAGGAGAGUGCGGGUGCAGAAGGCAGAGGGGCAGGGCGCGCUGGGCGCCAAGGAGGAGAUGGAGCGCCUGGCACGCCACCUGGCUUCGCUGCCCUUGCAACCCAAACACCGCAUCAGCCGUGUGCGCACGGCCAUCCGGUGCAACAUGAAGGUGCACAGCUUCGCCUACUCCAACCGCCUCCUGCACGCCCUCCUCGCGAAGGCGCCCCCAAACAACCAGGCCGAGAUUCGCACCCGUGCCAAGUGCAUAAGGGGGAGUGGGGGAAAUCGGGUGAGGGGGGGAUGA